Messenger RNA from Porites lobata, 1297 nucleotides. Lineage: Eukaryota; Metazoa; Cnidaria; Anthozoa; Scleractinia; Poritidae. The record is from the annotation of a GenBank genome assembly.
UUUCUAGACAUUGAAAACAGCGAACCGAGAUUUGACUUUCGUUGUGGAUCAAAUGGCGACAACGAACUCGUUCGUGGAAAGUGUUACGAACAGUACGAUAAACAAUACAACAAAUUCCCUGUGUAUGGAUUCGUGAUUAUUAACUUCAUUGUUACUGCAAGUGUUUGUGGAAUAUACUCACAAGCGGUGAAGUCGAAAGUUGAGGAACUUGAACGCUACAAGCAUCAAGAUGUAGAACAACAGACUCAACAGAGAAACAAUAACUUAACUGAAAGAAAGCUUUUCAAAGCGUACCGUUUGCAACUUCUUGCCAGAGUUGUUCCUGGGAUUUCUUUUGUCCUUCUGCAGACCAAAUUACUUUAUCCUCUCAGCUUUCCCUCGAACUUUAAGUGUAACUUAACGAGAGACGAGAUUUUUUCAGACAUUACGGCCAGUGCGUCUCGCAACGAAACUCUAAGCUACUCUAACUCAAACGUCAUACGAAUGUCAUAAUCAACGAGCAGCUAAGAAGACCUUCUGGGCUGAUGCCGUGAUCGUUGUAACUGGAUCGUUUGCAUUUCUUGUGUUUAUCGAGUGUCUUUACUUGUUAUCACGUGCAAAAAAAGUAGAAAGGUUCACGGAGGACCCGAAAUUUCAUAAAUAUUAUCUGAUUUCGACUAAGCCAAAUCCAGCUUCUACGGUAGAACAAGACCAAGAGUUAUUACCAACUAUUGUCAGUAACUUAGUAGCUCCUUCCAUCGAACAAAUGAAGAAACAUAUCCGAGAAGUCACCAAACGACCUUACAAAGAUCUUAAAUCACCAUUUGAUGAUCCAGGCGAAGGAAGAGAUCUGAAGCUUGACGAAAUCUUCACGAACUUGAUUGUUUACAAGGGGAGAGCUGACUACAACUUUUCUGGGGACAGAGGGGAACAACUUAAAGAGUACUACAAAGCCAAUGAAAAAUUGUCACCAACACUGCCAGGAGAAAUUUUCGAUCCUGAAGAGCAAAAGAUUCUUGUUGUCGGUCGUCCUGGGAUUGGAAAAACUAUGUUUAGCACAAAGAUUCUUCGCGACUGGGCGUCCGAUAAUUUGUUGAACGAAACACAAAAACCACAAAUAGAUUUUAAAGUCGCUUUUCUAGUUAAGUUGAGGAUGUUCAACUUUACCGACAAAGAACUAAAUCUUCGCGAGCUUCUGGAUCACUCAGAGUAUUCAACAACUCUAUCUGAAGAGACCUGGAGCUACAUCCGUGAAAACCCACAGCGAGUACUGAUCAUUUUUGAUGGAUUUGAUGAAUAUUCUAGGAAGGCUGAAAUC